Molecule: messenger RNA, 732 nt
Organism: Erigeron canadensis
Lineage: Eukaryota; Viridiplantae; Streptophyta; Magnoliopsida; Asterales; Asteraceae
Product: dentin sialophosphoprotein-like
Exons: 4
Coding region: 1-732 (243 amino acids)
Source: RefSeq, a predicted model, not a curated record
AUGUCGUCAGGUCACUCAGUAGAACCAUUUGGAACUACUGAUGCGCCAGUUUCUGUUACUCCUGAUACUCCGAUUUCUGAAUCUCCAGUUGUUGUAACACUAUCACCGAUUGUUCGUAAUCUUGUGACUCAUUUGGUUGAAGGAAUUGAACAAGAACAAGAAAGUGUAUUACGUGCUUCAAGAUAUACUAUUACUGAAAUUCUAGCUUCACCAACAUCAAUAUCUACCACAACGAUUCCAAUUCAACAAUCAUUCCCUGAUCCUGAUUCUCCUGAUUAUUCUUCAAGUUCAUCAUCUUCGUCAGACUCUGAUAUUAGUGAUACUUAUCUGAAUGACUAUACUGCUAGUCGGCUUCAUGAAAAUGAAGGAAAUCAAGAUCAAGAGAUAUCUGAGCAAGAAAGAUUUGAAAAUAUGGAAGAAGUUGAAGAAGAGGUUGAAAAGCAUGAUCAAAGUCAAAGUGUAGAUAUUCUUUCAUCAUCUCAAGCUCAUCAAGUUCAUAAUUCUGAUUUAGAUGAUUUGCCUCCGCUUGUUAAAUACAUCUCUCAUUAUCACUCAACAACAUCAAGUUCUGAUCAAUCAAGUGAUCCUGAUCCGUUUCAACCAGAGAAUGGGGCUAAUAAUGAUAGUGAUUCUGAUUCGGAUGAUUCUGAUGAUGCUACACCAAGACCAGCUAUAAAGGAGAACAAGAAGAAUCAAUCUCACGAGACCAAAUCAGAGAGCAGGAGGAUAUGA